AUAAGAAUCCUUCCUUUGCCAAAGCUCUGGGAAAAGGCCCUUGAGUUAGUGAAGGAUCACUGGCGCCUUGUGAGAAUCAGAAAUGGCUUCAGGGGAUUCGGGAAGUUUCUGGGAACUACGGCUCACUGACUGAGCUCUGCUUCCAACGGGCCUUGGGGAUGAAGGCUGCCGGUGUCUUGGCCCUGAUUAUCAGCCUCAGCAUAGUUGCAGAAUCCAAACUCUACACUCGAUGUAAACUGGCAAAAAUAUUUGUGAAGGCUGGCCUGGACAAUUACGGGGGAUUUAGCCUUGGAAACUGGAUCUGCAUGGCAUACUAUGAGAGCCGUUACAACACCUCAGUCCAGACUCUCCUGGAUGACGGAACCGUUGACUAUGGCAUUUUUCAGAUAAACAGUUUUACGUGGUGCAGAAGUGACAGAAUACGACAGAAGAAUCACUGCCACGUUGCCUGCUCAGCCUUGAUCACUGAUGACCUCACAGAUGCCAUUCUCUGUGCCAAGAAAAUUGUUAAAGAGACACAAGGGAUGAACUAUUGGCAGGGAUGGAAGAAACACUGCGAGGGUAAGGACUUGUCUGAGUGGAAGAAAGGCUGCGAGGUCUCCUGAUCCGGAGCAGGGGCGAGGAUGCUUUGCCGCGACUUCCCAGAUUUGUAAUGAGUAUGUACCCCUUCUCCGCACAGCAUCCCUUCUCAGAGCUGGAGAGGGGAUCCAAGCUGUGUUUAAAGGAAAUAAAUAUUUCCGUUGAUAUGUC
Peromyscus maniculatus bairdii (prairie deer mouse) is the source of this 750-nucleotide messenger RNA. RefSeq names its product lysozyme-like protein 1. Gene Ontology annotation, molecular function: lysozyme activity. Lineage: Eukaryota; Metazoa; Chordata; Mammalia; Rodentia; Cricetidae. The record is from RefSeq and is a predicted model, not a curated record.